UCAGGGUGACAGUAGUUGCAACAACGGGACCCACCACUCGGGGGCGGUGCAGUCAGACCCACAGCUGUUUGAGGCCCAGUUUGAGGAGCUGGUGACAGAGCUCACAGAGCAGGACCUCACAGACCCUGUCCUCGCUGACGCUCUCAACAGACUCAGAGAGGUAGGGUGUGUUGUGAGACCACCAUAGGAAGUUUAAAAAAAAGGCUUUCUCCUUCAUAUCUACGAGAAUUGUCUAGCGGUAGUUCCUCGUUUUUUGGGGGGAGAAAUUGAGAUGUGCAAAGAUGAUGCAACUCAUCUCUAUUGCUGUCUGUCUCUGUCUCUCUUUCUCUCUCUCUCUGUCUCUCUCUGUCGCUCUCUGUCUCAUUCUCGCUCUCUCUUUGUCUCUCUGUCUCUCUCUGUCUCUCGCUCUCUUUGUCUCUCUCUCUCUGUCUCUCGCUCUCUUUGUCUCUCUCUCUCUCUCUCUCUCUCUCUCUCUCAGGUGUUGCACUACAACACUCCUGGAGGAAAAAGAAACAGAGGUCUGUCUGUGAUUGGCUCUUUGAGGGAGCUUGUACCUCCCACAGAGCUGACCCAGGAUGCUGUGCAACGGGCCCUGCUGGUUGGCUGGUGCAUUGAGCUGGUGAGACACACACACACAGUUGUUGCAUCAAUUAGCACUUUGCUGAGGUACCAGUAUCUCUCUACUGUGAAGUGACUAACGCUGACUCUCGCACUCUUCUUUUUAUUUAUUUUUUGCCUCCCCCCUUUUCUCUCUUUCUUUCUUUCUCUCUCUCAGCUCCAGGCAUUCUUCCUGGUAGCUGAUGACAUCAUGGAUGCUUCAGUGACUCGGAGAGGUCAGCCCUGCUGGUACAAGAGGGUGAGACUGACUAUUGUUAUUGCUCUCACUAGAAUUGUAGUCUAAUCUAAAAGCAUUGUUAUGGUCAGCCAACUGGUUUACCCAAAACGAACUGUAAGCUGACAUCAACUUCCAUACUGCAUCACCUGUCAACAAUAACAUGUGUCCCUGUUAACGUAGUAGGCUUUAAGUAAAGGGUGUGCUCAGUCAGUAACAUAGCUGUUGUUUCUCAGGAGAGAGUGGGUCUGGAUGCCAUCAAUGAUGCCUUCCUCCUGGAGGGAGCCAUCUACAGACUACUGCGCAGACACUGCAGGGCACAGCCCUACUACGUACACCUAUUGGAGCUCUUCACCGAGGUACACACACACACACAUAAACACACACACUUACACGGCUGACUCUUGUGCUGUAGCUGACUAUUGUUUCUCUGUCCCUGUGUGUGUCAGACGUCCUUCCAGACAGAGCUGGGCCAGGCUCUGGACCUGAUGACCGCUCCUCCUGGUCAAAUAGACCUCAACCGCUUCACCAUGGAGAGGUGAGAGAGAGAGGGGAGGAUAAAACGAGGGAGGGAUAUAGAGAUGGAGGGGUAUAUGGUGAUUUAAGGUACACGUGAGUGGGUAUUGUUGAUAGAAGUAGUGCAUGGCUGUUGGGGUGGGGAGGGUUUGGAAGGGUAUUCUCUUUACUCACUUUAUCUUUCUCCCUCCCACUCUCUGUGUGUCAGAUAUAAGGCCAUAGUAAAGUACAAGACUGCCUUCUACUCCUUCUACCUCCCUGUUGCAGCAGCCAUGUACAUGGUGAGUGUGUAUAGUCUUUUAAUGGCUGGUGCAGUCUCAUUAUACAAGGUAACUUAUAGAAAUGGAAUAUCCCUUUCUGAAUAAUUCCCAGGCGGGCAUUGACAGUGAAGAGGAACACAACAACGCUAAACACAUCUUACUGGAGAUGGGAGAGUUCUUCCAGAUACAGGUGAGACCAGACAUUCUAUGUGUAAUUGUAUGGGUGAGACUGACACCCACACACACACACAUUAACAAUGUCAUAACAGCAUUGUUUUACAAUAUUUCUCUGUUGCCAGGAUGACUACCUGGAUUGCUAUGGCGACCCGGAGGUGACAGGGAAGAUUGGAACAGACAUCCAGGACAACAAGUGUGGCUGGCUGGUGGUGACUGCUCUAGGGGUCAUGACCCCGGAACAGAGGGCAGAGCUGGAGGUGAGAGGUCAACCAUGAACAGUCACAGUUGACCGUUGAACUGUAAAUACACCUAAGCCUGGAAGGAUGGAAGAAUGAUUGAGGGAAUGAAUGUAUUUAUUCAAUUCUUUACAUAGCUCAAUACAAGAAACUGGUCUGACUACAGUAUAUCUGGUGAGAAAAUGGAUAAAAAUACAAAUUAUUUACAUUUUAUUUUCCUCUUUCAGUCAUGUUAUGGUCGGCAUGACAGUGUGAGUGUGGAGAAGGUGAAAGCGCUGUACAACACCCUACAGAUGUCCACCCUGUACCACCAAUACGAAAACGACAGCUACCAGCGCUUACAGAAACUCAUCGCUCGUCACGCCCAAAACCUUCCACAUGCAGUUUUCCUCAACUUCGCCAAGAAAAUCUACAAGAGAAACAAGUGAAGACUAUGACGAGGGGACAGUUUUUUUUUUUUGGGGGGGGGGGGGGGGGGGGCGCGCACUGUAGCUGGACUGAGGAGGGCUAGUUGGUGUGGCUGCUUCCAUUUCGGUCCCUUGCCCCUUCCCCUUGCUCCUACCCCUUCAGUGAACACCAUGGGGUUAAAGGCUAGGGCAGGGCUCUCCAACCCUGUUCCU
Coregonus sp. 'balchen' is the source of this 2641-nucleotide messenger RNA. The record is from the annotation of a GenBank genome assembly. Lineage: Eukaryota; Metazoa; Chordata; Actinopteri; Salmoniformes; Salmonidae.